Messenger RNA from Cornus florida, 709 nucleotides. Its product is annotated as heavy metal-associated isoprenylated plant protein 21-like. Lineage: Eukaryota; Viridiplantae; Streptophyta; Magnoliopsida; Cornales; Cornaceae. Gene Ontology annotation, molecular function: metal ion binding. The record is from RefSeq and is a predicted model, not a curated record. The transcript is spliced from 3 exons. The coding region runs from base 48 to 488 and encodes 146 amino acids.
UUCUUCCAUUUAUCUCUUUGUACUUUGCUUUCGGCCAAAGACAAGCAAUGGGUGCUCUUGAUUAUCUUUCUAACUUUUGUACUGUCACCACCACAAGAGGCAAACGCAAACCAAUGCAGACAGUUGAGAUUAAAGUCAAAAUGGACUGUGAUGGUUGUGAAAGGAGAGUGAAGAAUUCUGUUAAGUCCAUGAAAGGUGUGAAAUCUGUGGAGGUUAAUCGAAAACAAAGCCGGGUAACAGUUAGUGGCUAUGUUGAGCCAAACAAGGUAUUAAAGAAAGUAAAGAGUACUGGAAAGAGAGCUGAAUUCUGGCCUUACAUCCCACACAACUUAGUUUACUAUCCUUAUGUUCCUCAAGUCUAUGACAAGAGGGCCCCUGCAGGCUUUGUUCGCAAUGUUUCACAGGCGGUACCUGCCCCGAAUGCACCUGAGGAGAGAAUGACCUAUCUCUUCAGUGACGAUAACCCAAAUGCAUGUUCCAUCAUGUGAAAUACUACUUAACUGAGUGGAAGAAAAAAAAAAAAAAAAAAUGUUCACAUGAGGAAGAAAGUGAGUUUAUAUAAAGGAAUUUCAAUAUGAUGUUUUGUUGUGGCCUUCUACUAUAUGUAUGUAUGUAUGAUUUCAUGCUUUGCCAGUUUAAACUGCCUCAUGUAGACAAUGAUGUCAAUGUUUUAGCUGAUAUAAAUAUAUGAGGUAUUGAAUGUAAUAAA